UGAAAACCCGGUACUUCUUUCAGAGGCAAUAUGCGACUCACCAACCGUACAUAAGCAAGAGUUUUAUCGUCUUUUAAUCCUUCAGAUACUGUUACAACAGUUAUUGUUACAACAGUACCUUCUGUGUAGUUUAUCCAGCUCCAGUCUAAGUUAUACGUUUCACACAAGGGGACUUUGAUCGUUGUCCGUUAUCCACCAGUGCAACAUUAGCUGGGAGGAAGGAAACACACACAAAUAAAACGAAUACCAUUAAUAGAAACCUUUCUAUAAUUUGUCAUUUUGACUGUGUUCCUUUUACCUGCGGCGACAUGGCUACAAAUCCACCAGGACAAGCUUUCCCAAACAAGGCACGGGUGGCGAUCCUGGCAGAGCUGGAGAAAGAGAGGAGAAGGCUGUUGAACACUCCUGGAGCCAGCAUCUCGCUGUCCAGACCAAACCUGAAAGAGUUCAGAGACAACGCAGAACAGCAGCACAUCGCUGCCCAGCAGAAAGCUGCCCUGCAGCAUGCACACACACACUCAUCGGGCUUCUUCAUCACUCAGGACUCCUCGUUUGGGAACCUCAUCCUCCCAGUCAUUCCACGCCUGGAACCCGAGUCUUGACCUUUUUACCGCUCGUCCUCUUCCUCCUGCUGCCUGUGGGACAGGGCUUUCAAACAACACACACUCAUGUCAGACCCACUUCUCUCCCAGUUCCUCUCUUUUAAGUCUUUGAUAAAUGGACAGUUGUUGUGUAAACAAUCUCAGGGGAGUGUGAAUCUGUCAUUUUUACAUUUUCCAGACCAACAGGCUGGCUGCUGAUUUUAGGAAAGCUUUUCAAAACAGUCGGAAGAAGGUUCCAGAUAGCUGUGAAACAUCCUGUGAAGUCGUGCAGGGGCUAAAAACUAACUCUACAGAAAUACUGUCAUUGCCUUUCACCGCAUUAAUGCACAUUUUGUCAGGGUUUUACAUUCAAGGUUUGUAUUGAUAUUUGGAUAAUAAAAGUGUACAUUCAAUAUA
Molecule: messenger RNA, 998 nt
Organism: Trematomus bernacchii (emerald rockcod)
Lineage: Eukaryota; Metazoa; Chordata; Actinopteri; Perciformes; Nototheniidae
Gene: inip
Product: ints3 and nabp interacting protein
Exons: 4
Coding region: 309-602 (97 amino acids)
Biological process (GO): DNA repair
Cellular component (GO): SOSS complex; nucleus; nucleoplasm
Source: RefSeq, a predicted model, not a curated record